Sycon ciliatum is the source of this 1519-nucleotide messenger RNA. Its product is annotated as aldo-keto reductase Mvan_2161-like. NCBI's taxonomy places the organism in Eukaryota, Metazoa, Porifera, Calcarea, Leucosolenida, Sycettidae. The transcript is spliced from 4 exons. The record is from RefSeq and is a predicted model, not a curated record. Bases 175 to 1245 code for a protein of 356 amino acids. Gene Ontology annotation, molecular function: oxidoreductase activity.
UCUAGCGAGCAGAUCUGCGUUCGUACAAUGUCAUGUACCAUUUUUUGUUGUACUUGCAUGCGAGGAAGGCAGAUUUUCAUAGACAGCAGCUGGAGUAAUCCGGAUCUGGCAUCAGAACUGGUCGAAUAGUUCAUUUCUCGCCUCGCCAAACUAGCAACAGCAACUGAACAAGUCAUGCAUGCCACGUGGGUGUCUUUCCUCCUGGGCCUAGUAGUGGCGUCCCAAUGGUCUGCAGCUAGCACGGCUGCAAAUACUACUAGCGAUGCUCUCAACCUACCUGCUUGUGCAUUUCGGAGUACAGUUCCCAGUGUUCCGUUGUGGAACGCCGCGAGGCCUGGCCUGAUGAUGCCAAUUGUUGGACUUGGCACUGGGCAUUGCAACCCGCGACAAGGAGGCGAGUGCAUGAACAACAAGACGGCGCGACGAGCCACGCUGGACUUCCUUCGGGCAGGCGGUCGGAGAAUUGACACAGCGAUAACAUAUCACGAUCAAACCGGCAUUGGGAGGGCUAUUCGGCACAGCAGAGUGCCAAGAGAGGAGGUGUUCAUUACGUCCAAAGUCGGCCCAGGCCUUCCACUGGGUUAUCAGGAUAUCCUGGACCAGACGCAGACGGUGCUGAAGGAAUUGAACACGUCAUAUGUCGAUCUGCUACUGAUUCACUGGCCUGGUCCGCCAGGUAACAGCAGUGAUGCAGACUGCCGACCACCUCAUAUCAACUACACGUUGUGCCGGCUGAACUCAUGGCGUGCAAUGAUCAAGGUCCUGCAGAUGGGCAGCGCACACGCUAUCGGUAUUUCCAACUACGAAUUCCGCCACGUCGGCGAGCUACUGUUUUCAGGACUCGUCUUCCCAGCGGUGAAUCAAGUUGAGUUCCACCCGUACUUUGAGGAGCGGCCCUUGAAGACGUACUGCAACCAGCAUAACAUCACCUACAAUGGCUACUCGCCAUUCGCUGCCAACGACUGGGCGCCGUACUUCCACCAUUGGCCGCACUCUCUUCUCAACGACACCAUGUUGCAGAAGAUUGCCACGGCGCACGGUCGCACGCCUGCCCAGGUUGCACUGCGGUUUCAGGUUCAGCUCGGCCUAGUGGUCAACCCGCGCACGCAGAACUUCGAGCACAUGAAGGAGAACGUCAACAUCUUUGACUUCGAGUUGAGCCAGGACGACAUGACGCAGAUAACGUAUCUCACACCUCCGUCGGAUAAUCCGAAAAUCUUUCCCGAUCCGUACAAAAUACCUUGACUGGAAGUAUCCGUGAGGGUGACCACUGCUCAUGCAGCAUUCAAUACACGUCCUGCAAUGGAAGAGAACACCUACUGACAUUAUCAAUAAUAUUAUUCAUCCUGGUAGUGGUAGCUGCCAUAUUGAUGGACUGUGACUUGUAGUGAGAACAUUUGAAUCCUUCAAAAUAUUUUCAUACCGCUCAGACCUGCUUCACAGAUCAAGAUGAGCUAGAACUUGUUGUCACAUCACUGAAUUUCAGUCACAGCAAACCGUAUUUUUGAAGCUAUCCUGA